This is a messenger RNA of Capronia coronata CBS 617.96, 813 nucleotides long. RefSeq lists its product as uncharacterized. Bases 1 to 813 code for a protein of 270 amino acids. The record is from RefSeq and is a predicted model, not a curated record. Gene Ontology annotation, molecular function: methyltransferase activity. The transcript has a single exon. Lineage: Eukaryota; Fungi; Ascomycota; Eurotiomycetes; Chaetothyriales; Herpotrichiellaceae.
AUGCCGAAAGAACAAGCGGUCUACUCGCACGGCCACGGCGCGGCGACGCAAGACCACGCGCGCCGCACCGCCGCCGACUCAGCGGCCUUCCUCCUUCCGCACAUCAAACCUAGCGCCACGAUCCUCGAUGUCGGCUGCGGACCGGGCACGAUCACGGCGGACCUAGCGGCACUCGUGCCGCAGGGCAAAGUUAUUGGCGGCGACGCGGCGACAGAGAUCCUGUCGCAAGCCGCCGACUUCGCCUCUUCACGCGGUUUGACGAACAUCACCUUCGAGAAGAUCGACGCCAACGACCUCCCCUACCCCGACAACACCUUCGACAUCGUCUACUGCCACCAAGUCCUGCAACAUGUCAAAGACCCUGUCGGCAUUUUGCGCGAGAUGCGCCGCGUCGCCGCACCCGGCGGCAUCGUCGCCGCGCGCGAGGCAGACUACAAGUCCUUCGCCUGGUACCCGGAGCCGCCGGAGCUGGCGCGCUGGGCGGACCUCUAUCAGCAAGUCGCCCGGGCGAAUGGCGGCGAACCGAAUGCCGGCCGGUACUGUCAUGUCUGGGCGCGACGCGCGGGGUUUGCCGCAGAUGACAUCGAAGCUACGUGGGAUACGUGGCGCUAUGCCGGUGAGAGGGUCCGGCAUUUCUCCUUGAGUUGGACGGGGAGGAUCUUGGGGCCGGGAUUCACGGGCACCGCGGUCAGAGAAGGAUUUGCCACGGAGGAGGAGAUCCAGAAGAUCUCGCAGGCCUGGAAGGAUUGGGGCGUCCAGGAGGAUGCGUUUUUUGCUUUUGCUCAUGGAGAGAUCUUGUGUCUGAAGACAUAG